AAAAGGUGUUCCCUGUGGGACGGACUAUACAAAAAAACAAACAGAAAAUCUUAAAAUGAUGAAAUUGCAUAAUGAGAGUGACAAAGAAUGGGUGGGGUGGAGGCACGGCGGAACAUGGACUCUAGCUCCUCCCCCCCCCCCCCCCCCCAAUAAUUCUCAAUAAAAAUAUUAUUGGUAGUAAGCAGAUGAAUAUUACCUGCAGAAUGCGGGGAAUGGCAUUUCAGAAGACAUCUAGUUUCCACAAUUCUAUGGAGGAGCAUAACCCGAACGCCCUAGAAACCUUGCUUUGCGCAAUCAAUCUCAGUCACCCCCCUUCCCCCAUGUCUCGGUCACUGCGAUGGAAUUCUAAGCAUCCCACACACGUGAUAGUGAAUGGAGUAGCAGGAUGUACAUCUGUAUAGUAGUCAACUUACUUCACAUACUAAAAAUAAAACAAGACACAGAGAGCUGACACGCGGCCUGAGGGGAAGUGUUCUGUAUAUCAUUUGACGCGAGUCAUCGGCACGUAACGUUCGCCAAAUCGACCAGGAGAAGAAGUUUAAACAUCUUUGUUUCAUGGCUAAGAGAAACACCGAAGAAUCACACAACAGCAGAAAUUCGUUGACAAACGUGACAACGAACGGCCAAAUUCCAACCGAAGCGGACAACAUCAGACGGCGGUACAGCACGUUCCAGGGUUGGAAUGGCGAGAAAUCCUCCCUACAGUUAGCUAUAUCCGGAUUCAAGUACACCGGAAAUGACGACAAAGUCGUAUGUGAAACGUGCGGCCUACAACUGUACAACUGGCUCGAGUCGUAUGACGUCAUCGAAGUACACCGGAUACACUCACCGGACUGCGCAUACAUUAGGAAAUGGUUCGGUCAGGAAAUCCAACCGGCGCCCCCCAGAGAGGUGGGGAAUGGGGUGGAGUCUAGCCCCCCUCCGAAAUACCCGUCGUAUAGGAGUUAUCAGGUCCGACUGUCCAGCUACACUUGGUGGCCCAUAAAACGCGACCACCAGAGUCCCGCGCGCAUGGCUGCGGAAGGUUUCUUUUACGUGGGGAAUUCCGACAGAGCUCGGUGUUUUCAGUGCGGGAUAACUCUCAGAGAUUGGGACGACGAAGACUGUCCAUUGGACGCUCAUGUCACGUGGUCUCCUGAUUGUGUAUUUGCUCAAGCGAGAAAACGUGAACAUCCGGAAACAAAUUCGCUUCUUUCAACAUACGAAGUUCCAGAAAAUCUGGAUAGAAAUGGAUUGAGUAAUGGAAUUGUUUAUACCGGAAAGGAAAAGCUAACAGAGGUAAAGAAAAAAGAAGAAACGAAAACUGAUGAAAAGUUAUUUACUGAAAGUACUAGCCGCGGAAAACAAAACACAGAAGAAGACGGUUCAGCAGAUAGAAGUGGCGUAGGCGCUGUUGGGGGUCUGGCUAGUAAUGGUGACGUAACAUCCGGAAAUCGUAGCGCCAUGAUAGAGGCUGUAUUGGAGUUCGGCUGUAGCAUCGGAAACAUUGAAAAGGCGAUGGAGGAUGAACGUAAGAAAACCGGAAGAGACUUUCCAGACGCGCAGUCGCUGUUUCUAGCAGUGAUGGAGAUUGAAGAUAAUUUCAACUAGGCCGAUCAACGACAAGUCAGUGUUUGUGGUACAAAGCACAAAAAAAUGUAUACUUAUAUUUUCAGUAUUAUCUUUAGUCUGUGAAUGUUGUAUGAUGUUCUGUUUAUAGAUGUUGUAUUCGUAUAUAUUUAUUUAUUUAUUUAAUUUAUUUAUGUUCUCUCUCUCUCUCUCUCUCUCUGUCUCUCUCUUUCUCUCUCAUAUGUCUCCCCCCCCUCAGAGAGUGAGAGAG
Molecule: messenger RNA, 1819 nt
Organism: Gigantopelta aegis
Lineage: Eukaryota; Metazoa; Mollusca; Gastropoda; Neomphalida; Peltospiridae
Product: baculoviral IAP repeat-containing protein 3-like
Exons: 2
Coding region: 556-1590 (344 amino acids)
Biological process (GO): regulation of cell cycle
Cellular component (GO): spindle microtubule; cytoplasm; nucleus
Source: RefSeq, a predicted model, not a curated record